Ochotona curzoniae (black-lipped pika) is the source of this 8815-nucleotide messenger RNA. It is a transcript of the gene NOTCH1, whose product is annotated as notch receptor 1. The record is from RefSeq and is a predicted model, not a curated record. Gene Ontology annotation, biological process: regulation of DNA-templated transcription; multicellular organism development; Notch signaling pathway. Gene Ontology annotation, cellular component: membrane. Gene Ontology annotation, molecular function: Notch binding; signaling receptor activity; calcium ion binding. The transcript has 34 exons. NCBI's taxonomy places the organism in Eukaryota, Metazoa, Chordata, Mammalia, Lagomorpha, Ochotonidae. The coding region runs from base 134 to 7759 and encodes 2541 amino acids.
GCGAGCGGCCCGGACACCGCGGGAGCGAAGGAGCGGGCAGCCGCCGGAGCCGCCCGCUGGACCGUCGUGCGCGCGUGGACGCCCGAGCGCGCAGGAGCCGCCGCCCGGGGCAGCGGGCAGCCGACGGGCAGGCAUGCGGCCGCUGCUGGCACCCCUGAUCUGCCUGGCGCUGCUGCCCGCGCUGGCCGCGAGAGGCCUGAGAUGCUCACAGCCAGCCGAGAGCUGCUUGAAUGACGGCAGGUGUGAAGUGGCCAACGGCACCGAGGCCUGUGUCUGCAGCGGGGCCUUCGUGGGCCCUCGAUGCCAGGACCCCAGUCCAUGCCUCAGCAGCCCCUGCCGGAACUCGGGCACGUGCCACGUGGUGGAGCGCAUGGGCGCCGUGGAUUAUACCUGCACCUGCCCCCUGGGCUUCUCGGGACCCCUGUGCCUGACGCCCCUGGACCACGCCUGUGUCCCCAACCCCUGCCGGAACGGGGGUACCUGCGACCUCCUCACGCUGUCAGAGUACAAGUGCCGCUGUCCCCCAGGCUGGUCAGGGAAGUCAUGCCAGCAGGCAGACCCGUGUGCCUCCAACCCUUGUGCCAACGGCGGCCAGUGCUUGCCCUUCGAGUCGUCCUACAUCUGCCGCUGCCUGUCCGGCUUCCACGGCCCCACGUGCCGGCAGGAUGUAAAUGAAUGUACUCAGACCCCCGGGCUCUGCCGCCACGGGGGCACCUGCCACAACCUGGUUGGCUCCUUCCGCUGUGCCUGCCGCCCCACCCACACCGGCCGCCGCUGCGAGCUGCCCUUUGUGCCCUGCAGCCCCUCGCCCUGCCAGAACGGAGGCACCUGUCACCCCACGGGCGACACCACGCACGAAUGUGCCUGUCUCCCAGGCUUCACCGGCCAGAGCUGCGAGCAGAAUGUAGAUGACUGCCCGGCACACAGCUGCAAGAACGGGGGCGCCUGUGUGGACGGUGUGAACACCUACAACUGCCGCUGCCCGCCCGAAUGGACAGGCCAGUACUGCACGGAGGACGUGGACGAGUGCCAGCUCAUGCCCAACGCCUGUCAGAACGGCGGCACUUGCCAUAACACCCACGGCGGCUACAACUGCGUGUGCGUCAACGGCUGGACGGGCGAGGACUGCAGCGAGAACAUUGACGACUGUGCCAGUGCUGCCUGCUUUCAAGGCGCCACCUGCCACGACCGCGUGGCCUCCUUCUACUGCGAGUGCCCCCACGGCCGCACCGGUCUGCUUUGCCACCUGAAUGAUGCCUGCAUCAGUAACCCUUGCAACGAGGGUUCCAACUGUGACACGAACCCUGUCAACGGCAAAGCCAUCUGCACCUGCCCCUCGGGGUACACAGGGCCAGCCUGCAGCCAGGACGUGGACGAGUGUGCCCUGGGCGCCAACCCCUGUGAGCACGCGGGCAGGUGCCUCAAUACCCUGGGCUCGUUCGAAUGCCAGUGCCUGCAGGGCUACACGGGCCCCCGCUGUGAGAUGGAUGUGAAUGAGUGUGUGUCCAACCCCUGUCAGAAUGAUGCCACCUGCCUGGACCAGAUCGGGGAGUUCCAGUGUAUCUGCAUGCCAGGCUACGAGGGCGUGUACUGCGAAGUCAACACAGACGAGUGUGCCAGCAGCCCCUGCUUACACAACGGCCGCUGCCUGGACAAGACCAACGAGUUUCUGUGCGAAUGUCCUACAGGUUUCAGCGGGCACCUAUGCCAGUAUGAUGUGGACGAGUGUGCCAGCACGCCCUGCAAGAACGGUGCCAAGUGCCUGGACGGACCCAACACCUACACCUGCGUGUGUGCUGAAGGCUACACGGGGACCCACUGCGAGGUGGACAUCGACGAGUGUGUCCCUGACCCCUGUCACUACGGCACCUGCAAGGACGGUGUGGCCACCUUCACUUGCCUGUGCCAGCCCGGCUACACUGGCCACCACUGUGAGACCAACAUCAAUGAGUGCUACAGCCAGCCCUGCCGCCACGGAGGCACCUGCCAGGACCGAGACAAUGCUUACUUCUGCUUCUGCCUCAAGGGGACCACAGGUCCCAACUGUGAGAUCAACCUAGAUGACUGUGCCAGCAAUCCCUGUGACUCGGGCACCUGCCUGGACAAGAUUGAUGGUUACGAGUGUGCCUGUGAGCCGGGCUACACAGGCAGCCUGUGCAACAUCAACAUUGAUGAGUGUGCCAGCAGCCCCUGCCGUAACGGUGGUACCUGUGAGGAUGGCAUCAAUGCCUUCACCUGCCGUUGCCCCGAGGGUUACCACGACCCCACCUGCCUGUCCGAGGUCAAUGAGUGCAACAGCAGCCCCUGUGUCCACGGGGUUUGCAAGGACAGUCUGAACGGGUACACGUGUGACUGUGCCCCCGGCUGGAGCGGGACCAACUGUGAUGUCAACAACAACGAGUGUGAAUCCAACCCCUGUGUCAACGGCGGCACCUGCAGGGACAUGACCGGUGGCUACGUGUGCACCUGCCGGGAGGGCUUCAGUGGCUCCAACUGCCAGACCAAUAUCAACGAGUGUGCGUCCAACCCGUGCCUGAACCAGGGCACGUGUAUAGAUGACGUGGCUGGCUACAAGUGCAACUGCCCGCUGCCUUACACGGGAGCCACCUGUGAGGGGGUCCUGGCCCCCUGCGCCCCCGGUCCCUGCAGGAAUGCUGGCAAGUGCCAGGAGUCAGAAGACUAUGAGAGCUUCUCCUGCAUCUGCCCCCAAGGCUGGCAGGGGCAGACCUGUGAGGUGGACAUCAAUGAGUGUGUGAAGAACCCGUGCCUCCACAGCGCCUCCUGUCAGAACACGCGUGGCGGCUACCACUGCCUCUGCCGGCCCGGGUACACAGGCCGCAACUGCGAGACCAACGUGGACGACUGUCGGCCCAACCCAUGUCACAAUGGCGGCUCCUGCACAGACGGCAUCAACAUGGCCUUCUGCGACUGCCUGCCGGGUUUCCAGGGCGCCUUCUGCGAGGAGGACAUCAACGAAUGCGCCAGCAACCCCUGCCGCAACGGCGCCAACUGCACCGACUGCGUGGACAGCUACACCUGCACCUGCCCGGCCGGCUUCAACGGCAUCCACUGUGAGCACAACAUGCCGGACUGCACCGAGAGCUCCUGCUUCAACGGCGGCACGUGUGUGGAUGGCAUCGACUCCUUCACCUGCCUGUGCCCGGCCGGCCUCACGGGCAGCUACUGCCAGUACAACAUUAACGAGUGUGACUCACGACCCUGCCUGCACGGCGGCACCUGCCAGGACAGCUAUGGCACCUACAAGUGCACCUGUCCCCAGGGCUACACCGGCCCCAACUGCCAGAACCUCGUGCGCUGGUGUGACUCAUUGCCCUGCAAGAACGGAGGCCACUGCUGGCAGAGCAGCACCCGCUACCACUGCGAGUGCCUCAGCGGCUGGACCGGCCUCCAUUGCGACGUGCCCAGCGUCUCCUGUGAGGUGGCUGCCCGCAAGCGAGGCAUGGACGUUGCCCAGCUGUGCCAGCACGGGGGCCUGUGUGUGGACGCAGACAACACGCACUAUUGUCGCUGCCCGGCCGGCUACACGGGCAGCUACUGUGAGGACGAGGUGGACGAGUGCUCGCCCAGCCCCUGCCAGAACGGGGCCACCUGCACCGACUACCUGGGCGGGUACUCCUGCAAGUGUGUGCCUGGGUACCAUGGGGCCAACUGCUCCGAGGAGGUCAACGAGUGCCUUUCGCUGCCGUGCCAGAACGGUGGCACCUGCAUCGACCUCACCAACAGUUACAAGUGCUCCUGCCCCCGGGGCACGCAGGGUGUGCACUGCGAGAUCAACGUGGAUGAUUGCAGUCCACCCGUGGACCCCGCCACGCGGAACCCCAGGUGCUUCAACAACGGCACCUGUGUGGACCAGGUGGGCGGGUACAGCUGCAGCUGCCCACCGGGCUUCGUGGGCGAGCGGUGCGAGGGCGACGUGAAUGAGUGCCUGUCCAAUCCCUGCGACCCCCAUGGCACUCAGGACUGCGUGCAGCGCGUCAACGGCUUUCAUUGCGAGUGCCGCGCCGGCCACACUGGGCGCCGCUGUGAGUCCGUCAUCAAUGGCUGCAGGGGCCGGCCCUGCAAGAAUGGGGGCACCUGCGCCGUAGCAGCCAACACUGCCCGCGGCUUCAUCUGCAAGUGCCCAGCGGGCUUUGAGGGCGCCACGUGUGAGAAUGACGCGCGUUCCUGCGGUAGCCUGCGCUGCCUGCAUGGUGGCACCUGCGUCUCGGGCCCGCGCAGCCCCACCUGCCUGUGCCUGGCCUCCUUCACCGGCCCCCAGUGCCAGUUCCCGGCCAGCAGCCCCUGCGUGGGCAACAACCCCUGCUACAACCAGGGCAGCUGCGAGCCCACCGCCGAGAGCCCCUUCUUCCGCUGCCUGUGCCCUCCCAAGUUCAACGGGCUGCUCUGUCACAUCCUGGACUACAGCUUUGGUGGCGGGGCGGGCCGCGACAUACCGCCGCCGGUCAUCGAGGAGGCGUGCGAGCUGCCCGAGUGCCGGGAGGACGCGGGCAACAAGGUGUGCAGCCUGCCGUGCAACAACCAUGCGUGCGGCUGGGACGGCGGCGACUGCUCGCUCAACUUCAACGACCCGUGGAAGAACUGCACGCAGUCUCUGCAGUGCUGGAAGUACUUCAGCGAUGGCCGCUGCGAUGCCCAGUGCAACACCCCUGGCUGUCUCUUCGACGGCUUUGACUGCCAGGGCGCGGAGGGCCACUGCAACCCCCUGUACGAGCAGUACUGCCAGGACCACUUCAGCGACGGACACUGCGACCAGGGCUGCAACAGUGCCGAGUGUGAGUGGGACGGGCUGGACUGCGCGGAGCACGUGCCCGAGCGCCUGGCGGCCGGCACGCUCGUGGUGGUGGUCCUCCUGCCGCCCGAGCAGCUCCGGAACAGCUCCUUCCACUUCCUGCGGGAGCUCAGCCGCCUGCUGCACACCAACGUGGUGUUCAAGCGCGACGCCCAGGGCCAGCGGAUGAUCUUCCCCUACUAUGGCCGCGAGGAGGAGCUGCGCAAGCACCUGGUCAAGCGAGCCGUCGGGGCCGAGGGCUGGGCCGCGCCCGGGAGCCUGCUGGGCCGCGUGCUGCCCGGGAGCGGGGCCGAGCGCCGGCGCAGGGAGCUGGACCCCAUGGACGUGCGCGGGUCCAUCGUGUACCUGGAGAUUGACAACCGACAGUGCGUGCAGUCGUCCGUGCAGUGCUUCCAGAGCGCCACCGACGUGGCCGCCUUCCUGGGGGCGCUGGCCUCGCUGGGCAGCCUCAGCAUCCCCUACAAGAUUGAGGCCGUGCAGAGUAAGACGGUGGAGCCGCCGCCACCCUCGCAGCCGCACCUCAUGUACGUGGCCGCCGCCGCCUUCCUGCUGCUUUUCUUCCUCGGCUGCGGGGUGCUCCUGUCACGCAAGCGCCGGCGGCAGCAUGGCCAGCUCUGGUUCCCCGAGGGCUUCAAGGUGUCGGAGGCCAGCAAGAAGCGGCGCGAGCCCCUGGGCGAGGACUCGGUGGGCCUCAAGCCCCUGAAGAAUGCCUCGGACGGGGCCCUCAUGGACGACAACCAGAACGAGUGGGGCGACGAGGACCUGGAGACCAAGAAGUUCCGGUUCGAGGAGCCCGUGGUUGUCCCCGAGCUGGAUGACCAGACGGACCACCGGCAGUGGACGCAGCAGCACCUGGACGCUGCCGACCUGCGUGUGUCGGCCAUGGCCCCCACGCCGCCCCAGGGCGAGGUGGACGCCGACUGCAUGGACGUGAACGUGCGUGGGCCUGAUGGCUUCACCCCGCUCAUGAUCGCCUCCUGCAGCGGAGGCGGCCUGGAGACGGGCAACAGUGAGGACGAGGAAGACGCACCUGCCGUCAUCUCGGACUUCAUCUACCAGGGCGCCAGCCUGCACAACCAGACUGACCGCACCGGUGAGACGGCGCUGCACCUGGCCGCCCGCUACUCGCGCUCCGACGCCGCCAAGCGCCUGCUGGAGGCCAGCGCCGACGCCAACAUCCAGGACAACACCGGGCGCACCCCGCUGCACGCGGCCGUGUCUGCGGACGCUCAGGGCGUCUUCCAGAUCCUGAUCCGUAACCGAGCCACAGACCUGGACGCACGCAUGCAUGACGGCACCACGCCGCUGAUCCUGGCCGCCCGCCUGGCCGUGGAAGGCAUGCUGGAGGACCUCAUCAACUCACACGCCGACGUCAACGCCGUGGACGACCUGGGCAAGUCGGCGCUACACUGGGCAGCUGCUGUGAACAAUGUGGACGCCGCCAUCGUCCUGCUCAAGAACGGCGCCAACAAGGACAUGCAGAACCACAAGGAGGAGACGCCCCUGUUCCUGGCCGCCCGCGAGGGCAGCUACGAGACGGCCAAGGUGCUCCUGGACCACUUCGCCAACCGGGACAUCACGGACCACAUGGACCGCCUGCCGCGUGACAUCGCCCAGGAACGCAUGCACCAUGACAUCGUGCGGCUGCUGGACGAGUACAACCUGAUGCGAAGCCCCCCGCUGCAUGGCCCUGCCCUGGGCGGCACGCCCACCCUGUCUCCCCCGCUCUGCUCGCCUGGCGGCUACCUGGGCAACCUCAAGCCGGCCGUGCCGGGCAAGAAGGCCCGUAAACCCAGCAGCAAAGGCUUGGCCUGCAGCGGCAAAGACCCCAAGGACCUCAAGGCACGGCGGAAGAAGUCGCAGGACGGCAAGGGCUGCCUGCUGGACACCUCCAGCAUGCUGUCGCCCGUGGACUCCCUGGAGUCACCCCACGGCUACCUGUCCGACGUGGCCUCACCGCCUCUGCUGCCCUCACCAUUCCGGCAGUCCCCAUCCGUGCCUCUCAGCCACCUGCCCGGCAUGCCUGACACCCACCUGGGCCUUAGCCACCUGAGCGUGGCCACCAAGCCAGAGAUGGCGGCGCUGGGUGGCGGCGGUGGCCGGCUGCCCUUCGAGCCCGGCCCUCCGCGCCUGUCCCACCUGCCGGUGGCCUCCGGCAGUGGCACGGUGCUGGGUGCCAGCGGCGUGGGAGGGGCCGUGAAUUUCGCGGUGGGUGGGGCGGCCGGCCUGAACGGCCAGUGCGAGUGGCUCUCCCGGCUGCAGAACGGCAUGGUACCGAACCAGUACAGCCCUCUGCAUGGCAGCACGGCCGCCGGGGGCUUGAGCACGCAGGCGCCGACCCUGCAGCACGGCAUGAUGGGCCCGUUGCACAGCGGUGUGUCUGCCAACACCCUGUCCCAGAUGGUGAGCUACCAGGCCCUGCCCUCCGCGCGGCUGGCUGCCCAGCCUCCCCUGGUGCCAACACAGCAGGUUGCACCGCAGAACUUACAGCUGCAGCCGCCACAGGGCCUGCAGACGGCACCGCAGGCGCACCUCGGCGUGGGCUCAGCGGCCUCCAGCCACCUGGGCCGGAGCUUCCUGGGCAGCGAGCAGAGCCAGGCGGACGCUCAGCCACUGGGCCCCAGCAGCCUGCCGGUGCAUACCAUUCUGUCCCCGGAGGGCCAGGCGCUGCCCACCUCGCUCCCGUCCUCGCUGGCCCCGCCCAUGACCACGGCACAGUUCCUCACGCCGCCCUCCCAGCACAGUUGCUCCUCGUCGCCCGUGGACAACACGCCCAGCCACCAGCUGCAGGUGCCCGAGCACCCGUUCCUCACACCGUCCCCCGAGUCCCCUGACCAGUGGUCCAGCUCCUCGCCGCACUCCAACAUCUCCGACUGGUCCGAGGGCGUGUCCAGCCCGCCCACCAGCAUGCAGCCCCCGCUCGCCCACAUCCCUGACGCCUUCAAGUGACGGCCGUGCGUGCCCCAGCGGACGCACCAGCGGGCUCGCCGGGCGUGGCCCGGGGCCGACCAAAGGAGUCUUCUUUUUGGAACAAAAGCAAUUUUGUAAUACAAAAUCUGAGGACGGGGAUUUCAACUUUUUUUUUUAGUAUUUAUUUAUGCACUCUUACUUUACACAGGAACAUUGCCUGUUUAUGUUCUGUCUCCUGCAGCUCCAAGCAAAAACUGCUCCCUGGUGGAAGGGAGCAGGCGGCAGUCAGAGCUGCGCUUCCCCCUUGGGGGACCGGACACACUCGCCAUCCGUAAAUGCCACUUAUUUAUUGAGCUCUGUUUUUUCUUUCUUUUUUUUUUUUUUUUUUUUGUAAUUGUCAAAAUCCUAAAAGGAACGUUGGGGAGACGCUGGAGCCCGGCCCACGCGUGCGAGGGCCGCCCACCCCGCCCUGCCUGCCUCUGCACCAGGUGUGUGUUGAGUGGCCCGAGGGCCAGCCGCAGCCGUCCUCAGACACGUGGAGGGCGGAAGUGGACUGUGGGGCGUGCCAGGACCCCCGUGGGGAGUUGUUACUCUGAGCCCAGGAUGGCGCUGGGCCCCGGUGAUCUGGGCUCACCUGCCCGCUCCUUGCUAGCUGAGGCCGUGGCUGUUGGUGCCCGGGGACAGCUCGGGCACACCGCCGGCCAGGGCCCCGGGCAGCCCCGUGGUGGGCUGGCCUGGGAGGGCGUGGGAGACGUGUCCAGUAUCGGCUUGUGGCAGAGCAAGUGUCAGUAGAUGUUCAAGGUGGAUUUUGUUUAAGAAAUCUGAGUGACGCGGUCCUCCCCGCGUGCGGUCCUCCCCGCGUGCGGUCCUCCCCGCGUGCGGCCCCGGCGGCCACUGUGAGGGCACCGCGGUGCUGUCCCUGGGGGCGUGGUCCAGGGCACUGUCGCUGUUUUAUAAAAUAGAGUGUAGUUUACAGACAAAGGAAGCUUUUUUUUUUUAAGUGGUCUACAUGCAAAACUGUAGAUGCUGAAGAUGAUGUAUUUUUUCCAUCUUUUUGUUAACUGAUUUGCAAUAAAAACGAUACUGAGGAUCGGG